This is a messenger RNA of Arachis stenosperma, 4668 nucleotides long. Its product is annotated as phospholipid-transporting ATPase 1-like. Gene Ontology annotation, cellular component: plasma membrane. Bases 1 to 4668 code for a protein of 1555 amino acids. NCBI's taxonomy places the organism in Eukaryota, Viridiplantae, Streptophyta, Magnoliopsida, Fabales, Fabaceae. Gene Ontology annotation, biological process: phospholipid translocation. The record is from RefSeq and is a predicted model, not a curated record. The transcript is spliced from 11 exons. Gene Ontology annotation, molecular function: ATPase-coupled intramembrane lipid carrier activity; ATP hydrolysis activity; magnesium ion binding.
AUGCUAGAUGUAAAGCUUCGUCGAUUAUUCACGUUAUUGAGCAAUGUCCUCGGAAUCGGAAUCGAACCGGUGUUGGUAAAUUUGUCUAAAGGCCAUGCAGUGGAAAGUUUCCCUCUAUUGAAGGAGGGACAAGGGCGAGGGCAAGGGCAGGAGCAGGGUCAAGGAACGCCAAUGGAUUCGCAUCGGCGUUCGCAUUCGAAUUCUCUCUUGCCAUUUGAAAUAUGUGAGAAUAGUAAACCUCAUCAUCAUCAUCAUCAUCAUCGGAGUCGGAGUCGCUUCAAAAGCGGGCAGUUCGAUGACGGCUUUUACGUGCAUGAAGCCAAUGCCAGGUCUGUGUACAUAAACGAUCCCAAGAGAACCAACGAGAACUAUGAGUUCACAGGGAACGAGAUCAGAACAAGCAGCUACACUUUGCUUACCUUCUUGCCUAAGAAUCUCUUCAUUCAGUUCCACAGAGUUGCUUAUCUCUAUUUCCUUGCCAUUGCCGCUCUCAACCAGCUUCCUCCAUUGGCUGUCUUUGGAAGAACCGCCUCUCUCUUCCCCCUCCUCUUCGUCCUCUGUGUCACCGCCAUCAAAGAUGGCUACGAGGAUUGGCGCAAGCACCGCUCCGAUCGAUUCGAAAACAACAGGGAAUGCCUCGUGCUUCAGGAACAUGGUAACUUCCGCCCCAAGAAAUGGAAGAGAAUACAAGCCGGCGACGUGGUUAAGAUCUCCGCCGACGAGAUGAUCCCGGCCGACAUAGUCUUGCUGGGAACGAGUGAUCAGAGUGGGAUUGCCUACAUUCAGACCAUGAAUCUGGACGGAGAAUCGAACCUGAAAACAAGGUUUGCGAGGCAAGAAACGGUUACGGCAGUGACGUCAGAAUCGUGUGGAGUCACGGGAGUUAUCAGAUGCGAGAAGCCUAACAGGAACAUCUAUGAGUUUGCAGCCAACAUGGAGUUUAACGGGAACAAGAUUCCGCUGAACCAAUCCAACAUCGUGCUUCGGGGUUGCGUGUUGAAGAACACUGACUGGUUAAUCGGAGUGGUGGUGUGUGCCGGACAGGAAACAAAAGCAAUGCUCAACAGUGCAGCUGCUCCUCCCAAGAGAAGCAAGCUGGAGAUAUACAUGAAUAGAGAAACCGGUUGGCUCUCGAUUUUUCUUUUUGUGAUGUGCUCCGCCGUGGCCCUUGGGACGGCCGUGUGGCUCGUCCGCCACAAGCAGCAGCUAGAGACCUUGCCUUACUACAGGAAGACAUACCUCAACCUUGGCCCCCAUUUUGGAGAAGUUUAUAGAUACUACGGCAUACCCAUGGAAAUACUCUUCUCCUUUCUCAGUUCCGUUAUUGUCUUUCAGAUCAUGAUUCCGAUUUCUCUCUACAUCACAAUGGAGUUGGUUCGUGUGGGACAGUCUUACUUCAUGGUGGAAGACAUGGAUAUGCAUGAUUCUUCUUGUGGAUUAAGAUUCCAGUGCAGGUCCUUCAAUAUAAAUGAAGAUUUGGGUCAGAUACGUUAUAUAUUCUCUGAUAAGACUGGAACUCUCACAGAAAACAAAAUGGAAUUCCGGAAAGCUAGUGUGUUUGGAAAAAAUUACGAAAGCUCCAUCCCUGUGCCUCCUGCAGUUAAAAGUAAACGAAGAUGGAAGCUCAAAUCUGAAAUUCCCAUCGAUUAUGAUCUGAUGACAUUGUUGCAGAAAGAAGAAGAUCCAAGUAGCGAGGAAAGAGUUGCUGCUCACGAUUUUUUCAUCACGUUGACUGCUUGUAAUACUGUGAUCCCUGUUGUUAAUGGUUCUAGGCCUUCCAAGGAAGAUGAUGGUGUAGUUAGCAUUGAUUACCAGGGAGAGUCUCCCGAUGAACAAGCUCUGGUUUCUGCUGCCUCUGCAUACGGUUACACUCUUUUUGAGAGAACAAGUGGACAUGUUGUUGUUGACAAAAAUGGUGAAAAAAUCAGACUGGAAGUGCUGGGGAUGCAUGAGUUUGACAGUGUGCGGAAGAGAAUGUCUGUUGUUAUUCGGUUUCCGGACAAUGCUGUGAAGGUGUUAGUUAAAGGCGCAGAUACUUCCAUGCUUAGCAUCUUGGCAAAUGACAAGGACAGUGUAUGGCAUGCGACGCAGACUCAUCUGAAUGAGUAUUCUUUGGAAGGUUUGCGCACACUUGUGUUGGCUUCAAGAGAUCUCUCAGAGGAAGAGCUUCAGGCGUGGCAAAGCGCCUAUGCAGAAGCCAGCACAGCAUUGUACGACCGGGCUACCAAAUUGCGCCAUGCAGCAUCCCUCAUUGAAUGCAAGUUGAAGCUGCUUGGAGCUACCGGGAUUGAAGACAGGCUGCAAGAGGGUGUCCCUGAUACCAUUGAGUGCCUUAGACAAGCUGGAAUUAAGGUCUGGGUUCUAACCGGCGACAAGCAAGAAACUGCCAUUUCAAUUGGUGUCUCCUGCAAACUUCUCACCCCAGAUAUGCAUAAGAUUAUCAUAAAUGCCAAUUCCGAGGCUCAUUGCAGAGAUCUCUUGGUUGAAGCUAAAGCCAGAUAUGGUGUGAGACCUUCGGGUAAAGGACAUGGGAAUGGCAAGUGCAAAACCGUUGCUGAUUUAGGAAAGGAAGAAGAAGAAGAUACAGCUCCAAUGGCACUCAUAAUUGAUGGCACCAGCUUGGUUUAUAUUUUGGAGAAGGAAGCAGAAUCAGAGCUUUUCGACCUUGCAACUGCCUGUAGGGUUGUGAUAUGCUGCCGGGUUGCACCCUUGCAGAAAGCAGGAAUUGUUAAUCUUAUUAAGAGCCGCACAGAUGAUAUGACAUUAGCGAUAGGAGACGGGGCCAAUGACGUGUCAAUGAUCCAAAUGGCGGACGUUGGUGUUGGAAUAUGUGGCCAGGAAGGGCGCCAAGCAGUGAUGGCAUCAGAUUUUGCAAUGGGUCAAUUUCGGUUCCUGAGAAAACUACUACUGGUUCAUGGUCACUGGAAUUAUCAGCGUCUUGGCUAUCUAGUUCUUUACAACUUCUACCGUAAUGCUGUCUUUGUUUUCAUGCUAUUUUGGUAUAUACUGUGCAGUGCUUUUUCUACAACUUCUGCCUUGACAGAGUGGAGUUGUGUAUUAUACUCCGUGAUAUACACAUCAAUACCUACCGUGAUUGUUGGUGUUAUGGACAAAGACUUGAGUCAGAAGACUCUGUUGCAGUAUCCGAAGCUGUAUGGUGCUGGUCAUCGGCAAGAGGCUUAUAAUAUUCGAUUGUUUUGGUUAACAAUGAUUGACACACUAUGGCAGAGCCUUGUUGUGUUCUUGAUUCCAGUACUGACUUAUCAGAACAGCUCAAUGGAUAUUUGGAGCCUGGGCAGCUUGUGGACAAUUGCGAUUGUUAUCCUUGUAACCGUGCACUUGGCUAUGGAUGUUAAUGGUUGGAUAUUGAUCAUGCAUGUUGCUGUAUGGGGUUCAAUUUUCAUUACAUAUGGUUGCCUCAUAGUAUUGGACUCUAUACCUCUCCUUCCGAAUUACUGGACUAUUUACCAUCUAGCGUGCUCCCCAACAUAUUGGAUAACGAUUUUGCUUGUAACAGUUGUGGCAUUGCUCCCUCGAUUUGCAUGCAAGGUUGCUUCUCAAAUCCUAUGGCCUUCAGAUAUUCAGAUAGCUAGAGAAGUUGAGUUGGUGGUUGAUUCUGGAAAUGCCAACAAUAUUGGAAUUGCGUGUCUGACUACCAUUGGUCCCCUUAUUGUACGUACCAACGUGGACGUUUGGGGUGAAGGCCAACACGCAGGGGGCGUGGUGCAGGCUACACGUGAAAGGCGUGAAAUUGACGUGGCAGCAUGUGGUUGGAGGAAGAGGUUUGAUACCAUGCCAAUCACAGACGAAGUGAGUAUGCAGAAUAUGUUUCAAAUUCACCGGCAGACUCAGAUGCGACAGCCACAGAUUGAGCUGUAUGUUGAGUUUGAAACCGUAGAGGCGGAAGGGACUCAAAAUGAUUUAGAGGUGUCGGAUGAUAGAAACGCAGUGUAUGAGAGAAUGAAUAGUGACAGUGACGAGGACUUCGAAGCCACUUAUGAAGCCGGAGAUGAGGAUGAGGAUGGUGAUGUGGGAGUUGAGACAGCAGCGGAGAAUGUAGUGGUUCAUCCCUCGACCAGUCAACCGAUGAACGUGCCACGUUUUAUGCGUGAGGUGGAUCUCGACACCAUGCAUGCACCGGAGUUUCCGGAAUAUUCAAACAUAGGCAUUGCUAAUCUUGAGGAUGGAGAGUUCUGGAUUGGAAUGGAAUACAGUUCUAGAAAGACGGUCGUGGCAGCAAUUAGAAGUUACACUAUCGCUAGAGGAGUUGACUACGACGUGUAUGAGUCUGAGCCACAGACGUUCUAUGCAAAGUGCAAGAUGUAUGCGCGUGGGUGCGAUUGGCUUAUCCGAGCCAGCUUGAUAAGGAAAAAAGGUUGUUGGGAGAUACCUAGAUACAACGGUCGACACACGUGCUCAAUGGGAGUGAUUUCACAGGAUCAUUCGAAGUUGGACUCGGAUACAGUUGCGGAGGCUAUAAGGCCAUUGGUCGAGACUGACCCGUCCAUCAAGGUGAAAUCUAUAAUAGCCGAAGUCCAGUCAAGGUUCAACUAUACCAUCAGUUACCGAAAGGCUUGGUUGACAAAGCAGAAGUCCAUAGCAAAGGUUUUCGGUGAUUGGGAGGAGAGUUACCAAGCCUUGCCAUGGUGGCUCUCGGUUAUAGUUUAG